Molecule: messenger RNA, 345 nt
Organism: Nannizzia gypsea CBS 118893
Lineage: Eukaryota; Fungi; Ascomycota; Eurotiomycetes; Onygenales; Arthrodermataceae
Exons: 2
Coding region: 1-345 (114 amino acids)
Source: RefSeq, a predicted model, not a curated record
AUGGCGGCCGCCAGGCAGGACAGGCCCAUGGCUACUGUACGCUCUCGCCUGCAACGCCAGUCAGCAGCAGAGAUCGAGCAGCGACGUGCUAUGCGUCCAUCUCGCCAGUCGCUUGUCUCCGCCAGCUCCAUCGUCGGUCUGUCUGUUUGUGCGCACCCUUCAACCCUCUCUCCUCCGGGCCUCGACAGGGAAAAGGGGGCCUGUCCCGAUAGACUUCCAACCAGAAACAACGGCGCAACAGCGGUCUCCAUCAACCUAUGCCAUUGUCACCCAAACGGGCGUCGCGCAAGCAAACGCACCAUCGCCUUCGACGACGACGAGAACGAGGACGACAUCGCUAGCUAG